AUGUUGACAGCAAUAAGCCUUUGCCUUAAUGGCAAAGCACUUGGUCAUUCUUGUAAGAGGUCAAUGCUAGCUUUAAUCAUAAUCUCAGCCGGAUCCAACCUCAUUAUUGUGGUUGUCGCUCCUCUUGUUGCCAGAUUUCUCACCGCUCUCAGCACCUCCACCAGAAAAUCCAACAAUCGGCAACCCAUUGCCGGCCCAGCAAUCGACAACCCAUCGCUGCCGUCGUUGAACCCAUCGCCACCGCCGUCGAACCCAUCAAUGGACAACCCAUCGCCGCCGCCGUCGAACCCAUCAAUCGACAACCCAUCGCCGCCGCCGUCGAACCCAUCAAUCGACAACCCAUCGUUGCCGCUGUCGAACCCAUCAAUCGACAACCCAUCGUCGCCGCCAUCGCCAGCAAACCCAUAG
Mercurialis annua (annual mercury) is the source of this 408-nucleotide messenger RNA. RefSeq names its product vegetative cell wall protein gp1-like. NCBI's taxonomy places the organism in Eukaryota, Viridiplantae, Streptophyta, Magnoliopsida, Malpighiales, Euphorbiaceae. The transcript has 2 exons. The record is from RefSeq and is a predicted model, not a curated record. Bases 1 to 408 code for a protein of 135 amino acids.